AUGGCCUCAGAAAAACUAAAGUACAAGGGAGGGCACCAACAUGCUGAAAAUGCCUCCGCGAAGCCCCGAGGCCUACCCGGUGCCCUGUUGGGGCCCACAGCCAGAAGAAGCCAACCUGCCAAGCGCCGCCGCCUCCAGGAGCCUGCCUGCCUGGGGUCGUUGGCACAGCCAGACCUGGAAGCAUCCGCCAGGCCUGCCAGCAAAGAGCUCACCUCCACGGUGGUCAUUCCCACCAGCUGUGCCAUGCAACUACACUUGGAAGGCAUCGACCUGCUGCUGGAGCCCGAACCAACCUCGGUCAAGCGAGUGUUGCUACCUGGACACACCAUCAUUCUAGUCCCUGAGGGCCUCCAAGCCUCCUCCCAACCUGGGCAGGCUGUUCUGGCCCGCUGGCACGCAGGAACCCGCUGUCCCGGACAUGCUCCAGGACCACCACGUCUUUGGCCUCCACCAGGGAUUCAAUGCACGUGCUGGCCUCUGCCCCGCUCACAACUGCAGCCUCUCCCUCCAUCUCCUCCUCCAAGUCAUCAAGAACAAAUCUCUGAGAGUUGUCAGAAGCCUCCACGGCCACUGUGCAGGGCCAAGAGGCACCUCUCCUAG
Messenger RNA from Microtus oregoni (creeping vole), 600 nucleotides. RefSeq names its product proline-rich protein 23A3-like. NCBI's taxonomy places the organism in Eukaryota, Metazoa, Chordata, Mammalia, Rodentia, Cricetidae. Bases 1 to 600 code for a protein of 199 amino acids. The record is from RefSeq and is a predicted model, not a curated record. The transcript has 2 exons.